Molecule: messenger RNA, 3831 nt
Organism: Raphanus sativus (radish)
Lineage: Eukaryota; Viridiplantae; Streptophyta; Magnoliopsida; Brassicales; Brassicaceae
Product: villin-5-like
Exons: 20
Biological process (GO): actin filament severing
Molecular function (GO): actin filament binding
Source: RefSeq, a predicted model, not a curated record
GUUCGGGUACCCGUUGGCGUUCGGAUCGGGUUUUUCGGAUUUUCGGGUUUUCGGGUUUACGCUCCUAGGUCCCAUAGUAAAAUUUCAUUAGUACGGGUCGGGUUCGGAUAAUAACACUUCGGGUUCGGUUAAAAAUUAUAUUGCAUCCUAAAACCCAUAAAGUAACCAUAUAUCUUUCGGGUUCGGGUUAUAUCGGUUCGGUUCGGAUAUAACCAAAGUAAAAAAACAAAAACUUAAAGAAAAACAUAAAAAAAAACAACUAAAUUAAUAAAAAUUAAUCUAUCAUACAUAAAAUUGCUAAAAUAACAAUAAAAUGUUAAAUCAAGCAUGAAAACAAACAUUAUUUGUAAACAAUAUACAUUAUAUUAUAGAGAGUAUACUUGUUAUUCCAAUGAACAAAUUAUAAAUUACUUAUUUAUAACUAAUUGUGUACUUAAAAUAUUUUUAAUAUUGUUAACAUUGUUAAUAUUUAUUAUUAUAUAUCAUAUUACCACGAAUAUUAAAUUUAAUAACUAAAAUACUUAUAUAUAUAUUUCAAAAUAUUUAUAUUAACUAUUAGUUUCGGGUUUUUCGGGUUACCCGUUCGGGUUCGGUUAAUAACACUUCGGGUUCGGAUAUUUUUUAUACCACCCUACAAAACCCGUUCGGGUAUUUUUACAUUUCGGGUCGGAUAACGGGUCGGGUUUUUCGGUUCGGGUUCGGUUCGGAUUUCGGGUUCCGGAUUUUAUGCCCAUGCCUAAUUAAAUUUAGCUUAUGCAGGGAAGCACGAUUAAUCAAUCAUUUUUUUAAAUAGCCAUUUGCAAGUCUACGAAUUUAAUAAAACUAAUAUUGGAAUGAACAUUUGAUUUUGUUUUGCCCAGUGACUUUCUCUCUCUCUCUCUCCAUCUGAAAAAGCGGGAAGUCUCACCACAAAGUUCGUUUUUACUUUUUCGGAUCAUCACAUUUUCUUUUUCUCCCUUUUUUUUUACCAAAUCUUUCAAGAGAGGAUGAUGCACGCAGCUUUGCACCUUGUUCUAGACACCAAUCUGUAGAAAAAAAGGUUUGGUUUGUUUCUUCAAGCUGAGCAGAGUUUAAGCUUUCCUUAUUUUAAAGCAACAAAAAAAAACUAGAAUGGCGACGUUUUCGAUGAGAGAUUUAGAUGAGGCUCUCCAAGGAUGUGGCCAGAAAUCCGGGAUUGAAAUAUGGCGCAUCGAGAACUUCAAACCUGUCGCUGUCCCAGAAGAGUCCCAUGGCAAAUUCUUCUCCGGGGAUUCCUAUAUAGUCUUAAAGACCACUGCUUCAAGAGGCGGUUCCCUGCAUCACGAUAUUCACUACUGGCUCGGUAAAGACUCCAGUCAGGACGAACAUGGUUCUGUAGCCGUUAAGACAGUCGAGUUAGACUCAGCGUUAGGUGGGCGUGCUGUUCAGUACCGAGAAGUACAGGGUCACGAGACCGAGAAGUUCCUUUCCUACUUCAAACCUUGCAUUAUACCUCAGGAAGGUGGAGUCGCUUCCGGGUUCAACCACGUCAAGCCCGAGGAGCACCAGACUCGUCUCUAUAUCUGCAAAGGCAAACAUGUCGUCCGUGUCAAAGAGGUUCCGUUUGUUCGAUCGACGCUCAACCACGACGACGUCUUCAUUCUCGAUACAGAGUCCAAAAUUUUUCAGUUCAGUGGUUCCAAUUCGAGUAUACAAGAAAGAGCAAAAGCUCUUGAGGUUGUUCAGUACAUUAAAGACACGUACCAUGACGGAAAGUGCGAGAUCGCAGCUGUGGAUGAUGGGAGGAUGAUGGCUGAUGCUGAAGCUGGAGAGUUUUGGGAACUGUUCGGCGGGUUUGCUCCGCUUCCUAAGAGAUCAGCAGUCAGUGAUGACCAAACCGCCGAGUCUGACGGGACCAAACUCUUCAGUGUGGAGAAGGGACAGACAGAAGCAGUAGAGGCUGAGAGUUUGGAGAAAGAGGUAUUAGACACUAACAAAUGUUAUAUUCUCGAUUGCGGUCUCGAAGUGUUCGUUUGGAAGGGACGUAAUACUUCAAUCGACCAAAGAAAGAACGCGACUGAAGCUGCAGAGGGAUUUUUCCGUUCGUCUGAACGUCCAAAAUCAAACCUGAUCAGUGUGAUGGAAGGGUUUGAAACAGUGAUGUUCCGAUCUAAGUUUGAUUCAUGGCCUGUUACAAGUACAGUAGCUGAGCCACGGCAAGGCAGAGGCAAAGUUGCAGCUCUUUUGCAAAAGCAAGGAGUUAACGUUGAAGGCCUGGUUAAGACUUCUUCACCUACUUCUAAAGACGAACCCAAGCCAUACAUUGAUGGCACAGGAAAUCUCCAGGUCUGGCGAAUAAAUAACGAGGAAAAGAUCCUUCUGGAAGGAGCGGAGCAAUCGAAGUUCUAUAGCGGAGAUUGUUAUAUAUUGCAGUACUCAUAUCCUGGAGAUGACAGAGAGGAAUAUCUAGUGGGUACUUGGCUAGGAAAGCAAAGCGUCGAGGAAGACAGAGCAUGUGCUAUUUCCAUGGCAAGCAAGAUGGUUGAAUCCAUGAAGUUUAUGCCGGCUCAGGCUCGCAUUUACGAGGGAAAAGAACCGAUUCAGUUUUUCGUGAUCAUGCAAAGCUUCAUCACAUUUAAGGGGGGUCUAAGUGAUGCGUUCAAGAAGUACAUAGCAGAGAACGAAGUCCCUGAUAAUACUUAUGAUGCAGAAGGUGUUGCGUUGUUUAGAGUUCAAGGUUCUGGACCAGAGGACAUGCAAGCCAUACAGAUAGAUGCGGUUUCCACAAGGUUGAAUUCUUCGUACUGCUAUAUAUUACAUGGUGAUUCAACUGUUUUCACUUGGUGUGGCAAUCUCACUACCUCGGAUGAUCAAGAACUUAUGGAGAGAAUGUUGGAUCUGAUUAAGCCAGAUGAACACACCAAGUCACAAAAGGAAGGUAUAGAGUCCGAACAGUUCUGGGAACUAUUAGGAGGAAAAUCAGAAUAUCCGAGCAAGAAGAUCAAGAAGGAUGGAGAGAGUGAUCCUCAUCUCUUCUCUUGCACAUUCUCAAACGAAACUCUAAAGGUUACAGAGAUCUUCAACUUCACUCAAGAUGAUUUGAUGACUGAAGACAUCUUCAUUCUUGAUUGUCACACUGAAGUAUAUGUCUGGGUCGGGCAACAAGUUGACCCCAAGAAGAAACCGCAAGUGUUAGCCAUUGGAGAGAAAUUCCUUAAGCUUGAUUUCCUCCUGGAGAACCUAUCAAGCGAAACACCGAUAUACAUCGUAACUGAAGGAAACGAACCUCCAUUUUUCACCCGGUUCUUCACUUGGGACUCUUCUAAAUCUGCAAUGCAUGGAGACUCUUUCCAGAGAAAGCUCGCAAUCCUAACAAACAAAGGAAAGCCGCUUCUAAAUAAACCUAAAAGGAGAGUACCGGUGUACAGCGGGAGGUCCAGCGUUGUCCCAGACAAAGCGCAGCCCCGGUCAAGAAGUGUGACCUCUACCGCAGACAGAUCACGUGUGAGGGGACGGUCUCCAGCUUUCAACGCACUUGCUGCGAACUUUGGGAACGUAAGCACAAGAAACCUGUCAACUCCACCACCUAUGGUUGGCCCAAUGGUCAGGAAGCUUUACCCCAAGUCCCACGCACCAGACCUCACAAAGCUAGCCCCCAAAUCCGCAGCUAUUGCUGCCCGCACAGCGAUUUUCGAGAAACCUAAGCCUCCUCCUCAAGAAACACCAACUAGCCCAUCUGAAGGUACAAACGGAGCAGAGACGACAGAGGAUGAAUCAAUGAGCAACAUUAAAGAAGGAGAAGAAGAAGAAGCAGAAGAGGAAAGUAACCUCCCUACAUUCCCAUACGAACGCCUCACCACCGACUCAGAGGAU